AUGAACAGUUUGAGUAACUUAUUCCUAUUUUCUCUAUCUUUCAAGACGUCCUACACAGAUAAGGGAAAAAAACCUGAAGGUGGUCGUUUCCUAGCAUUCGAUCAUGUAACAUUCUGGGUCUCAAACGCUAAACAGGCUGCUAGUUAUUACAUCACACGGUUCGGGUUUGAACCGCUAGCUUAUAAAGGUUUAGAAACAGGAUCCAGGCAGUAUUCCUCUCACGCUGUCAGAUUAAAUAAAAUUAUUUUCGUAUUCGAGGGUCAAUAUAACCCAGAAGAAACAGAUUUCGUCAAUGAAGUAGGCUAUCACGGCGACUUUGUAAAGGAUGUCGCCUUUGAAGUUGAAAACUUGGAGUACAUUCUAAAUUACGCUAAAAAACAGGGAGCGGUUGUCAUCAGGGAUGUUUGGGAAGAAAAAGACGAGUUUGGAGUCGUUAAGAUGGCUAGACUCAAAACGUACGGCGACAACACGCAUACAUUAGUAGAUAGAUCACAAUAUAAGGGAGCCUUCCUACCUGGAUAUCAGAUGUUACAGAAGGAUCCCAUUCAUCAAUUCUUACCGAAAGUGGAGAUUAACUUCAUAGACCACGUUGUGGGAAAUCAACCAGAUAAUUGUCUCGAGGAAGCAGCGUCGUGGUAUGAGCGCUGUCUACAGUUCCAUCGAUUCUGGUCGGUGGAUGACAAGCAAAUUUGCACGGAGUACUCGUCACUUCGUUCCGUAGUGAUGGCGAAUUAUGAGGAGACGGUCAAAAUGCCGAUCAAUGAACCCGCACUUGGCAAACGGAAGAGUCAGAUCCAGGAAUAUGUCGAAUACCACGGGGGUGCAGGAGUUCAACACAUCGCCUUGAACACAGAAGACAUCAUAACUGCUAUUGAACAUCUCCGUGCUCGAGGUGUUGAGUUCUUGACUAUUCCACCAAAGUACUACAAACUGAUCAGAGAAAAACUAGCACACAGCAAGGUGAAGGUGGCUGAGAGUAUAGAUAUAUUGGAGCGUCUCAAUAUCCUUAUAGAUUACGACGAUGACGGAUAUUUACUACAGAUAUUUACAAAGAACACUCAGGAUCGCCCUACACUCUUCUUGGAGGUUAUACAGAGAAGAAAUCACAAUGGAUUCGGCGCCGGCAACUUUAAAACAUUAUUCGAAUCUAUCGAAAUAGAGCAAGAAAAGAGAGGAAACUUAUAA
This is a messenger RNA of Danaus chrysippus (African queen), 1185 nucleotides long. The record is from the annotation of a GenBank genome assembly. NCBI's taxonomy places the organism in Eukaryota, Metazoa, Arthropoda, Insecta, Lepidoptera, Nymphalidae.